Ictalurus punctatus (channel catfish) is the source of this 8281-nucleotide messenger RNA. It is a transcript of the gene cacna1fb, whose product is annotated as calcium channel, voltage-dependent, L type, alpha 1F subunit. Gene Ontology annotation, cellular component: voltage-gated calcium channel complex; membrane. The transcript has 48 exons. The record is from RefSeq and is a predicted model, not a curated record. NCBI's taxonomy places the organism in Eukaryota, Metazoa, Chordata, Actinopteri, Siluriformes, Ictaluridae. Gene Ontology annotation, molecular function: high voltage-gated calcium channel activity. Bases 290 to 6409 code for a protein of 2039 amino acids. Gene Ontology annotation, biological process: calcium ion import across plasma membrane.
GGUUUGCUCUAAACCACCUGUUUUGCUUUAAUCCUGAACUGAAGGCUUAGAUGAGGGGAUAAAUAGGGAAUGAGGGGUUAUACCCUGUUCUGUCAAUCAAUGCGCAUCGAAAAGCGAAGUCAGGACACCACGAAAGAAGAAGCGCUGUGUGAGAUUCGGUGUGUUACAGUUUAAGGUGAUUUAUUUCGUUUUUGCUCUAGAAUACACUAGAUACAAACGGGGCUGAUGGGACACUGAUGGUGAGCAUCAUGCACUGCGUUCCGAUGAGGUGAAAGGGAGCAAAUCCGACAUGAAUGAGGAGAACCGGAAAAGUAAUGGGUACUCCAAAGAGACGGAGGAAGGUGGUGAAGAAGGAGAGGAGGAGGAAGAGGGUGGAGGAGAUGGGGACGAGAGAGGAGAGGAUGAGGAGGACGAUUGGGAAGACAGUGGCAAACCAAGGAUAAAUCGCACAGACACACUCAACUCCAACACCAGCUCUACAGGGACACAGAGGAAGAAGAGCCAGCAUGGCAAGAAGCAAGUGCAAGGCUCCAACCAGGUGCAGCGAGCGCCAAGAGCCCUCUUCUGCCUUAAGCUGAACAACCCCAUCCGCAGGGCGGCACUGUCAAUAGUCGAGUGGAAACCUUUUGAUAUCUUUAUUCUCCUAGCCAUUUUUGCUAACUGUGUGGCUCUGGGAGUAUCCAAGCCUUUUCCUGAGGAUGACUCCAACUCUACUAACCAUGACCUGGAACAAGUGGAAUACAUCUUUCUGAUCAUCUUCACCAUAGAAACCUUCCUAAAGAUUCUGGCUUACGGUCUGGUCAUGCACCCCAGCUCCUACAUCCGCAACGGCUGGAACCUGUUAGACUUUGUCAUCGUCAUUGUGGGGUUGUUCAGUGUGGUGUUGGAGACCAUGACCCAUAAACCUGGGGAAACACACCAUGUGCCAGGGAAGCCAGGAGGCCUGGAUGUGAAAGCGCUCAGAGCUUUCAGAGUGUUACGACCUCUCAGACUUGUCUCAGGAGUGCCCAGUUUGCAGAUUGUGCUGAACUCCAUCAUGAAAGCUAUGGUUCCUUUAUUGCACAUCUCUCUUCUCGUCCUGUUUGUCAUAAUCAUCUAUGCGAUAAUCGGCCUGGAGCUCUUCAUUGGCCGCAUGCACAAGACAUGCUACUUUAUCGGCACAGAUGAUUUUGCAGAUGAUGAGCCGGUGCCAUGUGCGUUCACCGGUCAUGGUCGUCAGUGUAUUGUGAACGGCUCAGAGUGUAGGGGAAAGUGGGAGGGGCCGAACAGCGGCAUCACUAACUUUGAUAAUUUCUUCUUUGCCAUGCUGACUGUUUUCCAGUGCAUUACGAUGGAAGGCUGGACUGAUAUUCUUUACUGGAUGAAUGAUGCCAUAGGCUUUGAGCUACCCUGGGUCUACUUUGUAAGCCUGGUCAUCUUUGGAUCCUUUUUUGUCCUCAACCUUGUGUUGGGUGUGUUGAGUGGUGAAUUCUCUAAGGAGCGAGAGAAGGCUAAAGCACGUGGGGAUUUUCAGAAGCUGCGGGAGAAGCAGCAGCUGGAGGAGGAUCUGUGUGGCUAUAUGGACUGGAUCAUGCAGGCUGAGGACAUUGAUGGGUUUAAUGAGGACGGAAACAGACGUAUGUCCCUGCGUGAUCUGGCUGACAAAAAGCGAGGAAAGUUCAGCUGGUUCACCCACUCCAGCGAGACCCAUGCAAGUCUUCCAGCAAGUGAAACAGCCUCAGAGAACACAGAAAAUAUAGAUGAAGAGCACACUGACUGUUGCGCUACUUGCUGCGCUUGGAUGAUGAAAAACCCCUGCUGUCGCACGGGGCGUCGAUGGAACCGUGGCAUUCGGAGAACCUGCCGAAAAGCGGUAAAAUCGGUGACGUUUUAUUGGCUGGUGUUGAUUCUGGUAUUUCUCAACACAGCUCUGAGUGCAUCAGAGCACUACAACCAACCCGACUGGCUCACCGAAGUACAGGAAAUCGCCAACAAGGUGCUUCUGUCUCUUUUCACGGUUGAGAUGUUGCUGAAGAUGUACAGUCUGGGGCUGCAGGCCUACUUCGUAGCCUUCUUCAAUCGUUUCGACUGUUUUGUGGUGUGUGGAGGAAUUCUGGAGACUGUGCUGGUGGAGAUGGAGAUCAUGCCUCCUCUCGGUAUAUCUGUGCUGCGCUGUGUUCGGUUGCUUAGGAUCUUCAAAGUCACACGCCACUGGACAGCUCUGUCCAAUCUGGUGGCAUCUCUACUAAACUCUAUGAAGUCCAUCGCAUCGCUGUUGCUACUGCUUUUCCUCUUCCUCAUUAUCUUCGCUCUACUGGGGAUGCAGCUGUUUGGUGGCAAGUUCAACUUUGAUGAGACACAGACGAAAAGAAGCACCUUCGAUGCUUUUCCCCAGGCUCUUCUCACCUGCUUUCAGAUUCUGACAGGUGAGGACUGGAACAUGGUGAUGUAUGAUGGAAUUACGGCGUAUGGAGGCCCUGUGUUUCCUGGUAUGAUUGUGUGUCUGUAUUUUGUCAUUCUCUUCAUCUGUGGUAACUACAUCCUACUGAAUGUCUUCUUGGCUAUCGCUGUGGACAACUUAGCAGGGGCAGAUGGAGAUGACAAAAAGAAUGAAGAAAAGAAACCGGAAGAGAAGGGCCAGGAAGAAGAAGACAAUACAGAGGCGAAGAUUGACAUGGAUGAGUAUGAGGAAGAGGAGGAGCAAGAUGGAGGAGAUGAUGAAGAAGGAGGGACUCAGCUGAAUGUGGCUGAUUUUGUUCCUCCUAAAGAAAAAGUUGUGCCAAUUCCAGAAGGCACUGCUUUCUUCUGCCUCAGCAAGACCAACCCAAUAAGAGUAGGCUGUCAUAUUGUGAUCAAUCAUCACAUCUUCACUAACCUGAUCCUGGUAUUCAUCAUCCUCAGUAGUAUCUCUCUGGCUGCCGAGGACCCAAUCAGAGCACACUCCUUCAGAAAUAAUGUCCUGGGCUAUGCUGAUUAUGCCUUCACCUCCAUAUUCACAGUAGAAAUUCUUCUCAAGAUGACAGUCUAUGGGGCGUUUUUGCAUAAGGGCUCUUUCUGUAGGAACUGGUUUAAUCUGUUGGAUCUCCUGGUUGUCAGUGUGUCUCUGGUUUCCUUCUUCCUACAUUCAAGUGCGAUAUCUGUGGUGAAGAUCCUGAGAGUGCUGCGAGUGCUCAGGCCUCUCAGAGCCAUCAACAGAGCCAAAGGUCUAAAGCAUGUGGUCCAGUGUGUGUUCGUGGCUAUACGAACCAUUGGGAAUAUUAUGAUUGUUACUGCUCUGCUUCAGUUCAUGUUUGCAUGCAUCGGUGUUCAACUCUUUAAGGGUAAAUUUUAUCGCUGCACAGAUGAGGCAAAACACACACCCGAGCAGUGCAAAGGCACAUUCGUGAUCUAUAAAGAUGGCGAUGUGAAUCACCCCUUGGUACGGCAGCGCAUCUGGCACAACAGCGAAUUUAACUUUGACAACGUGCUGAUGGGCAUGAUGGCUCUGUUCACUGUGUCGACCUUCGAAGGCUGGCCCGCGCUCCUCUACAAGGCUAUCGAUGCCAACUCAGAGAACCACGGUCCCAUUUACAACUAUCAUGUGGAGAUCUCAAUCUUCUUCAUUGUCUACAUCAUCAUCAUCGCUUUCUUCAUGAUGAACAUCUUUGUGGGUUUCGUCAUCAUCACUUUCCGUGAACAGGGAGAGGCUGAGUUUAAGAACUGUGAGCUGGACAAGAACCAGAGACAAUGUGUAGAAUACGCUCUGAAAGCCCAGCCGCUGAAGCUGUACAUCCCAAAGAACCCAGUGCAGUAUAAAUUUUGGUCGAUGAUCAACUCUACAGGGUUUGAGUACAUCAUGUUCGUGUUGAUUCUCCUCAACACGGUCACUUUGGCUGUUCAGCAUUAUGAGCAGUCCAAACUCUUCAGCUAUGUCAUGGACAUCCUCAACAUGGUCUUUACAGGCCUCUUCACUGUGGAAAUGAUUGUCAAGUUGUUAGCCCUCAGACUCAAGCACUAUUUUACUGAUGCGUGGAACUCCUUUGAUGCUCUGAUUGUGGUUGGGAGCGUGGUGGACAUUGUGGUGACCGAGUUUAGUAGUUCAGAGGACAGUUCUCGGGUGUCGAUCACUUUCUUCCGUCUGUUCCGUGUAAUGCGAUUGGUUAAGCUGCUUAGCAAGGGGGAGGGUAUUCGCACACUGCUCUGGACCUUUGUUAAAUCUCUCCAGGCCUUGCCUUAUGUAGCACUACUUAUUGCCAUGAUCUUCUUUAUCUACGCUGUGAUUGGUAUGCAGACUUUUGGGAAGAUUGCAAUGCAGGCCCACACGCCAAUCAAUCGUAAUAACAACUUCCAGACAUUUCCCCAGGCAGUGUUGCUGCUCUUCAGGUGUGCUACAGGUGAGGCAUGGCAGGAGAUCAUGUUGGCUAGUCUUCCAGGGAAGCGCUGCGAUGCAGAGUCAGACUUUGAGCCCGGAGAGGAGUUCACCUGUGGCAGCAAUUUUGCCAUUGUUUACUUCAUUAGCUUCUUCAUGCUCUGUGCUUUCUUGAUUAUUAAUUUGUUUGUUGCUGUCAUCAUGGACAAUUUUGACUACUUGACACGUGAUUGGUCAAUUCUGGGGCCACAUCAUCUUGACGAGUUCAAAAGGAUUUGGUCAGAGUAUGAUCCAGAAGCCAAGGGUCGCAUAAAACACUUAGAUGUGGUGACUCUACUUAGGAGGAUCCAGCCUCCUCUGGGAUUUGGAAAACUUUGUCCCCACCGUGUGGCCUGCAAGAGACUGGUUGCAAUGAACAUGCCCCUGAACUCAGAUGGCACGGUGACUUUCAACGCUACUCUGUUUGCCCUAGUCAGAACUGCCCUGAAGAUUAAAACUGAGGGUCACCCCGACCAGGAAAAUGUGGAGCUGAGGAUCAUAAUUAAGAAGAUCUGGAAGCGCAUGAAACCCAAAAUCCUGGAUGAGGUCAUUCCUCCUCCUGCUGAGGAGGAAGUGACUGUGGGUAAGUUUUAUGCUACAUUCCUAAUUCAGGACUACUUCAGGAAGUUCCGUAAGAGAAAGGAGAAAGUGGGUAUGGGAGACCCGGACCCCCAAAUGCCAUCAGCUCUACAGGCAGGUCUGCGCACCCUGCAGGAUCUUGGGCCAGAGAUUCGCCUGGCCAUGAAUGAAGAUUUCGAGGAGGAAGAGGAGAAUGUAGAGGAAGAACAAGAAGAGGAUGAAGUAUGCUAUGAGAAUGAAAAUGGCUAUGCUGGCAACGCUGAGUCCUCAGACCGCCGCUCUUCCGUGGUCUCCACACCGACAGGUUCAUCUGCUGCUGUGUCAGGAGAAGGCUUCUCCAAUGGAGGCCUGAGUCACAGGAAUUCACUAACCAGAACACCAAAUGGCAGCAGCAUCUUAGAGCAGGAGAAGUUUAGAAGAGGAGAAAACAGACGCUCCUCCCUCUAUUUCCAGUACAAGAACGGUGUGAUCGACCUGCCAUCAAAGAGAUUAUCAUAUUACAAGCAUCCACGGAGAGACUCAAGGGAUCAAUUCAGCUCUUCACUCUCACAAAGUGUAGAUGGAGAGGAGGGGUACCCUAGGGAGCAGCUUUUCUACAGGAGGGAAGAAGAUGAGGAGGUCAUAGCACCCAGAGACAGGCAUGGUUACCCAGAUGAAGUCCCCAUGCAUGCUGGCCAUCGAGCUCAUGGGUAUGAUGGACAGCCUGCAUACACUAACCAGUAUGGCAGCAGUUAUGGCGAGGCCAGAAGGUCAGCUAGAAGACGACUCCUGCCUGCAACCCCCACUGGCCGGAAGUCAUCUUUUACCAUCCAGUGUUUGAGAAGACAGGGGAGCAGUGAUGAUCUCCCCAUCCCAGGCACCUACCACCAGAAUUUCCCUCCGUGCCGAGCACGCUCUCAAGCGUAUGGCAGUUAUGACUCACGCCACAGCAGCAGCUGUUCUUCCACAGGCUCCACGGCCUCCUGGGCAAACCCCAGCCCCCGCCGCAGUCGUCUUCUUUAUGCCCCCCUCAUACUAGUAGAGAAUGAGAGGUCAGCUGGCACAAGCAGCAUGGGCCUCUGGCAGAAGAAGGCUGAGGAUGAUGCUAGUGUGCCUGUGGCAGGGCGAGUGGCCUACACCACCCUGAGAGUGCCUACACAGCUCAGCCCGCACUACAGCGAGAAGAGAGGCAGUGCUGACAGUCUGGUGGAGGCGGUACUCAUCUCCGAGGGCCUUGGCCUAUAUGCCAAGGACCCCAAGUUUGUCGCCUUUGCCAAACAAGAGAUUGCAGAUGCCUGUCACAUGACCAUAGAUGAAAUGGAGAGUGCAGCCAGUGACCUGCUAAGUCGAGGCAGCACAGGGAGCUCUGGAGGCGGCUUCCUCAAUCACACAGACUUGGGAGGGAUCUACAGUGACGAGGAACUCGUCAGGAGCCAUGAUGAGGAUGAGCUUGCUGAUGAGAUGACAUGUGUUACCUCCUUCUGAUUCUCACAUCGAUGAAGCCAGUCAGAAAUUGAAUGGGUCAAGGAAGAGGAUAGUCAAGGAAGCAAGCACAGGCAGGCCACUGAGGUAGCCAGUGACUCUGUCAGAGAGGCAGAGAAUUGAAGCUGUAGGUUAUACAAGCAAGGUAAAAGUGAAGUAGGUUACUGAAAAAAGAAAGAUCAUGGUUUCUUUGAAGGUAUACGGAUGAAUUCCAGAGAGACUUUUUUUUUUUUUUAACCAGAAAUCAUGUUGAAUAAGAUUGAUACAGAGUUGCCAGCAUACUAUGUAGACCUAUCUAGCAUUAUCUUGCACUUUCUUGAGCCUACAGAACAGCAUUAAUUUGCCAGUGCACAGAUGCUUGAUGUGCUGUGCAGAAAUGAUUUGUUGGCAGUUGCAAAUUGCAUGGCUGCACAGCCUUGCUGUAGCCUUUCCCCUGCAUCCCCAUGAUUCUGGGUAGGGUUCUAAGGACUGUGCGGUCUGCUGAAGCUGUGAAACUCACUGUCUUUUAAGUGGAACCAUGUGACAAUAAGUGCCUUGAAACAGGAUUUAUUAUCAUCCUGGAAGUGUUGAUCUCGGUGUGUAUAAUCUGUAGUUAUGAAGGUUAUGCUGUUCAAACGUUCCUCAGUGGAUCUCAAGGGCCCUGAUGUGCUUUAAUGCGGACUUGUUGUGCCCAAUACACUGUUCAGUCCAACACUAACUGAUGCAAGAAAUGCUAGCCUGCCUGAUAUCACAUGAUGUAUGGAAUUUAUAUUGUGUAAAGGUGAAAGAUUUGUACCUAAUAAAGUGGAAACUUAAUUGUACAUGAUGUUAAAUAUGUUUUUACUUUCUGCUCUAUAUCUGAAGAAAUUCAUAAAAUGUUUAAAGUAAUUCUGCUGCUUAUCUAAUACAAAGCAAUACUUUGUGUAUGAGUGUAUGAAAUCCCAAAUGUUAACAUUGAACUUUUAUGUUUUUACAAAUGAUCACUGCAAAUCUUUUUCCACGGUUCACGACUACAUUUUUCUGUUGUGUUUUUAUUUUUCCUGUGAUUGUUUUAAAUCCUUGGCUCUACCGGCUUUUAUAAAAACAAGUUUAGUGUAUGAGACCGGUCGGAAUCGGAACCGAGUACAGCUGAGUAUUUUGGUUUAUUUUAUUGAAAUUGUUUGCAACUUCUUUGCUUUACUUGUUGUUUAACAUAUUAACUUCAACUUAUUCUUCACAUUUAUUUAUUUAUUUAUUCACAAAUAUUUACAAUGAUGUUGUUCUCUCUGAACAGAACUAGAGCUUUUAUUUAUUUAUUUAUUUAUUUAUUUAUUUAUAUUUAGCUGUAUCGGCUUAUGUCAGGCUUGAUGUGAAUAAGAAUAGCUACCAUGUUUAAUUGUAGGGUCAGUCGUAUAAUGUUUUCUUGAAAUGAAUUACAAAGAGAAAUCUGAUUUUCCUUUCUUUUGAGACUUUUACAUGCGCUACAGGCCAAAAGUAUGAAAACAGAAAUAUUUAACGUUUCAAAGUACUCCUGCCUUGUGUCCAGCGUUCUAGGAUCCACUGUGACCUGACCAGGAGAAAGCUGUUAGUGAAGAUGAAUGAAUGAAAUUAUUUUACAAUUAAUUCAGUUUAACUAUACAAAAUCAAUAUAAAUAUGAAUUUAAAUGAUUUAGAUGUAUACUGAUGUAGACACUUCAGAAAACUGUUUUGUCCUGUGUUGAUAUUACUGUUCACUUACAAAAAAAUAAUAAUAAUAAUAAUAAUAAUUGCACUGCUCCCAAACCUAUGGCCUAAAGUGAAACUCAUUAUAUAUACCAGUUCUUCUGGAAUUGAAAUAUGUAAAUACUUGUCUAUAUCAUAGUAGAUGUUCUAUAUCAUUGUAAAAGUUAAAGACAUCUAUCAAAGAUUUUUGGGAAA